This is a messenger RNA of Impatiens glandulifera, 1015 nucleotides long. RefSeq names its product serine/arginine-rich splicing factor SR45a-like. Bases 84 to 773 code for a protein of 229 amino acids. The record is from RefSeq and is a predicted model, not a curated record. Lineage: Eukaryota; Viridiplantae; Streptophyta; Magnoliopsida; Ericales; Balsaminaceae. Gene Ontology annotation, cellular component: spliceosomal complex. Gene Ontology annotation, molecular function: RNA binding. Gene Ontology annotation, biological process: positive regulation of mRNA splicing, via spliceosome. The transcript has 7 exons.
UAAACAUUACAGAUCUCUUCUUACAGACAAAAAAAAAUAAAAUAAUUCUCUCUCCUCUGUUUCUUGAUUUAGGGUUCAUCAUCAUGCCGGACAAAAUGGUUGAUUCUCCUCGAAAAAGGUAUUCACGAUCCCCUUCACCACAUGCAACUAGGUCUCAAUCCAGAUCUAGGUCAAGGUCAAGGUCAAGAUCCUUGUCAAGGUCAAGAGGGAGGUCCAGGUCUAGAAGUCGUGGAAGGUCCAGGUCCAGAAGCCGUGGAAGGAAUAAUGCUAAUAAUCCUGGAAACACGCUUUAUGUGACUGGGUUAUCUACAAGAGUUACUGAUAGAGACCUUGAAGAUCAUUUCUCUAAGGAGGGAAAGGUAGCUGAUUGUUCCCUUGUUAUGGAGCCACGCACUCGCAUCUCUCGUGGUUUUGCCUUUAUUACGAUGAAAACUCUGGAGGAUGCUGAUCGUUGCGUCAAGUACCUCAAUCAGUCGGUUCUGGAUGGUCGAUGUAUUACAGUUGAAAGGUCAAGGAGAAAGCGUCCAAGAACUCCCACCCCUGGCCAUUAUCUGGGGCUGAAAAACAUAAGGGACCGUGGUCAUUAUAACGAUCGUGAUCAGUAUCGAGGUGGAGGCCGCGAUGAUUAUGGGAAUCAAAGAUAUUCCAGACGGUCGCCAUAUCGUGGCGGCGGUGGUGGUGGUCGGGAUUACUCUCCUCCUCCUUCUAGGCGAUCGCCCCAUGGUGGAAGAUCAAGAAGGGAGAGGUCGAGAACUCCUCCUCAUCAUAGGUAGGCAAGGAAAAUUAUGAUGUGUGAUCUGCUGGAGAGAUGACUGAUCUUUCCUUAAUCAUAUAUACUUUUGCAUGGGAUGAUGAUUCUGAACUUCUGAUGGUGUUUUUCUUAGUUUAUGGUAAAUCAGCCAGUAACAUCUGCAUUGAAUAGUUUGUUGUUUUUUUCUUCUUUAAAAUGACUAUUUAUUAUCUAUGCUUGUAAGUGAGAUUUAAUUAAACUUAUGAAGUGACUCUUAAAUUAUUA